Molecule: messenger RNA, 2111 nt
Organism: Chaetomium fimeti
Lineage: Eukaryota; Fungi; Ascomycota; Sordariomycetes; Sordariales; Chaetomiaceae
Product: Gaa1-like protein
Exons: 3
Coding region: 137-1957 (606 amino acids)
Biological process (GO): attachment of GPI anchor to protein
Cellular component (GO): membrane; GPI-anchor transamidase complex
Source: RefSeq, a predicted model, not a curated record
CGAGUCCCUGGCACUCAAGUUAUCGCGUGCGCCUUCCCCUGACGAUUAGCUCAUCCGCUUAGAACAGCCCAUACAGCUGGUGUUCCCCAAGUUGCACGACUCGCAGCGCUCAAGCGUUCCCGGGACUGCAACAAAGAUGCCGCGAUUACUAGCCAGCGCAUUGCAGCUGCGGCGCGAUCCGCGCAUCCUGAAGCUCCCGCCCUACGUGUCGCUGCUCUGCAUACUCGUCGGUGUCGCCUGGCUCUUCCUGCUUCCUCUCGACCGGUACUCGCGCAAGACGUACAUAUCCGAAAAUGCCCUCCUUCCCGGCCAGGUGCACACAUAUUUCGGCGGCAGUGACCAGAACGUGUUCCGAGCGUAUAAGCACGAGGUGAACGAGCUGGUGGGCAAGAGCAAUAUUGAAAUCAACGACAAGCUCGAACCUAUUGUCAAGGGCCUUGGCCUGAAGACGGCUCGGCAAAACUUCACAUACCACGCCGCUGGGCACACCUUUGCGGGUGAGAACCUUUAUGCCAUCCUACAGGCACCGCGGGGUGAUGCUACCGAGGCCAUCGUUCUGGUGGCCGCAUGGGAAAAUGUCAGGCACGAGAUCAACAAAAACGGAAUACCCCUCGCCCUGACGCUGCUGCGUUAUUUCAAGCGCUGGUCGCUGUGGUCAAAGGACAUCAUCCUGGUGCUCACACCAGACAGCAUUGCCGGCCCGCAGGCGUGGGUCGAUGCCUACCAUGACGCCCACGAUCCCUCCCACGUCUCCAGCCUGCCGCUCAAGUCCGGGUUAUUACAGGGUGCCAUUGCUCUCGACUACGCCCAGGAGGGUCGCUUCGAAAGCGUGCACGUUGUAUAUGAUGGCGUCAACGGCCAGCUGCCGAAUUUGGAUUUGAUCAACUCGAUUGUCAAUAUCGCCGGCGGCCAGAUGGGUAUCAACAUCGCGUUACAGGAGAUGUGGCGCCAUAAGGGCGGAUACCCGGACCGGCUGCGCACCAUGCUGCGCGGCAUGCUGAAGCAGGGCCUCGGUCUCGCCAGCGGCGCCCACAGCAGCUUCAUCCCCUACCACGUCGACGCCGUGACACUACAACCGUUCGGUGAGGGCUGGCAAGACGAGAUGGCUAUGGGCCGCGUAGUCGAGGGCUCCUUUCGCAGUCUCAACAACUUGCUUGAACAUCUGCACCAGAGCUUCUUCUUCUAUCUGCUCAUGCGGACCGAACGCUUCGUCAGCAUCGGCACUUACCUGCCCAGCGCGAUGCUGGUUGCCGCCAACUUCACAAUCAUGGCUAUUGCGCUGUGGGUAAAGAGCGGCCAGCCGCCAGCGGGCGCGACACCGCCAAAGAACAAGACCGAAACACCCGACACCACAACCGCCCCUACCGCCGCCGAGCGCGACUUGUUUCUCCCGCUCGGCGUCGUAACCCUCAUCCAAUCACUCUCCGUAAUCCCCCUCUAUCUCUUCAACCACGCCCCAGAAAGCGCCCUCACCCCUCUCUUCGCAACCUUCGCCGUCCUCAACACCCUCCUCCCGCCAGCCCUCUCCCACCUCCUCACCACCCUCCCCGCCACACCCACCACACCGCACCAGUACAACCUGAUCAAGUCCUUCUCGCUCCUGCUGCUGGGCAUGUUCCUGUCGACGCUCGCGACGCUCAACUUCUCGCUGGCCAUGAUCACGGGCCUGCUGGCCGCCCCGCUGUCCUUCGUCCGCCCCUGCCGGUCCGCCGCCGCCAAGGCCGCCGCGUCCGCGCUGCUGACCGCCGUCAGCCCGGCCGUCGUGCUGCUCGCGGCCGCCCUGUACUGGGGCGUCGACGUCACGACCGUGCUGCGCGAGGCCUCGGUCGCCUGGCACGUCUGCGGCACCUACUCGCCCGUCGUGGUGUGGUGUGUCUGGUGGCCCGCGUGGGUUGCCGGGAGUGUUGUUGUUCUUGGGGGGAGGCGGGAGGAGGCGGUCAAGGAGAAGACUACGUGAGUUGUGUUGUGUUGUGUUGUGGGGGGAUGGGGGGUGUUGAAUGGAUGGGAUGAGAGGAAAGUGGGUUUUUGGAGGGAGGAAUGUUUUAAAAGGGGAUGAGAUACCCAUACAGAGAGCAUAGCGUUAAAACACACACAGAGACGAGUACCGAAUU